This is a messenger RNA of Amoebophrya sp. A120, 2187 nucleotides long. NCBI's taxonomy places the organism in Eukaryota, Dinophyceae, Syndiniales, Amoebophryaceae. The record is from the annotation of a GenBank genome assembly.
CUUGUGAUCGACAUUCAAGAACAUAAAAGUAAGUCAACAACACAUCAUGUCUUCCUCUUCGUCCUCGUCUUUACGUAGUGACGUAGAUAAUCGCUCGACUUUGUCCCCCCACACGACCACCACCAGCCUCUUCUCUUGCUGCGCGCAGUGGUUCCGGCUUCAGGGAGACCCGUUCUACACCAAAAUCUCCAACUAUGGAAGCGUCAGGUUUGAAAUCGUCAAAGUUGAAAUACUUUGUAAUGCAUAAAAUGCAUGACCCGAGGUACGUGCGUUGCAGAGCGGGCAAAUGAGGCCGAUUGUCAGCCUGUUUGGGGUUACAGCUCCAGCUGCUAAAGUAGCAUGAGAAAAUCGCUCUUCUCUGCCUAAACAGCAUGACAGACUGGAUUUAGGGACCACCGAAAUUUGUCAUGCGCCACUUGGAAACUGGGUUCCAACUGGUAUCCAUUUUAUGCAUGACAAAUUAUUUCAACUUUGUCGAUUUCAACUCUGACACAUCCAUACCAGCACCCUGAAAAAAGGCCGGGCGAUCACGCUCAACGACCUCCCGCCACUCGCGCGCGAAGAUGCUUUUGGCGAUACUAGCGAAAUAGAACCACGACCGGGCACUUCUUCAUCUAAAGCUCGUCCGGCUACCGACAAGCAAAGCGGGAAUGGUAAUGAUGUUGAUGCCGGAAACGAAGAACAGCCUCAGCAGCACCAAGCGACACCAGGACAACAUCCACCUUCUCCUCCCCGCCGCUUCCGCGAGGAGGUAUUCCACCGGGAGAAGGGCCAUUUGCUCUUCGGCGCACUGUAUAAAAUGCAAAUAUGUCUGGGUCUGGAAACCUGUGAUGUUGAAGUGUGCAUGAUGGAAACACUUCCGAAUGCAGGAGCCCAGCAUGACAACUUUCCGGAGCGCUUUCUCAUAGGCAGUGCGCAUGAGAAACUGCUUUCAUUCUUGCAUGACAAAAAUGGCUGCGGCUUUUGUCGGUUAAGUAUGCAAUACAGAUUUCCCAGGAGUGUAAAGCUAGCAUUACAAGUUCAACCAUCGAGACCCAGACACAUUUGCACUUGAUACACUGUUGCAACUAACCGAGGUCUGUUGGCGGUUGUCGAUCCCGCUUGCCAUCUACGCACUGCUGCACAGCAUAAGGAAGGGCGACCGCGAGGACGCCCUCUUUUUUCCAUCCGGGGUUGGCAGAAACGGCGAGGAUGCGGCUGCGCAGCUUAUCAAAGUGAGAAAAGCCCCCUCCCCAUAUUGAACCGGGAACUUAUGUUGCUGGAUUUGUGUACACAACUAAGGUCUGUCUUGCUGGAGAGGACUGCAGGCAUGUGCCGAGCCUGAGGCGAGAGGUUUUGACGUAGGCGACUAGCAUGGCAGAUGUCUGCGCUGUAAGCCCAGCAGCAUCGCAAACCGCCUGCAUAAACAUAAUGCGACGGACUCUCUGGCUUUGCCUUCUCGGAAGACAGGCCGGAUUUGUGGUGACAAAUGUGCAUCACAAAUUUUCAGACGAAUGCGCUUUGAAUAUGGGAAGGGGGGAUUUUUCCUUACGAUACAGCUGUCCCCCAUUUCGGAGCUGGUGGCGCAUGUGGAAAACGAUCUUGGUUAUCAAAUGUAAAAAUGUCUGGGUCUGGAAGAAUCCGAAAUUUGUUAUGCUGUUUUUGCAUGACACAGAAUGUCUGUCAUGAAAGCCCUAGUAUCACAGAUUUCAAGAGGCCUUCCUGAUGCCUAUUCCGCAUGACAAAUCCCCUCCACGCGUAGCACAAACCGGACUCCUCUUGCUGGUCAUGCAAUACAGAAUUUUUUAGAGUCCAGAGUUAGCAUCACAAGUUCCAACCUUCCAGACCCAGACAUUUUUGCAAUCCAUAUUGGUCAACAUGGAACAAGUGAAGAUGAACAUCUACAAGCGCAUACCAGUACACCAGGAGCAGAGUUUUUAGCAGACAACAGCAACACCAUCCCCCACUCCUCCCACGCCGCCUUCUCUUACGUGGUCCUCCUCUACCUCGCCUUGGUGAUGAGCUGCGUUGCGCAAAACUGGGCGGUGCACACAAAUAUGCGGCUCGCGGUCCGGAUUCGCGCGUAUCUGAUUCACAGGUGUUUUCUCUCGACUUUUGACCUUCACAAGACGGUGGGGCAGCAGGACGUCGGUAGCUCGGGCACGGCAGCUGCGGGGGGAACUACAGAUAGAGGUGGGGACACCAAGG